GAGAAAUGGAUUUCAUUUCUUUGGCACUAUACACUCUUUGCAUUAUUGUGAUUUCUCGAGUUCUGUCGAUAGUGUAUUACCAAUAUGAUAUACGAAAAAAACUUAAAAACAUUCCCCAAGUCGAUAGAUUUCCUUUUGGUUCAAUAUUUGAGCAAAUAAAUUGCUCGGACAAUGAACGCACGCAAAUAAUGUUAAAGUAUGUAGAAAAGACGUGUAAGCAAGGAAUAUUCAUACAAUGGAUUGCGGGCAAAGCUUUUAUAAACGUGUAUAAACCAGAAUAUUUAGAGCUUAUUUUAUCCAGCACCAUAAAUAUCACAAAAGGGUUUCAUUAUUAUCUUCUGAAACCCUGGUUGGGCAACGGACUUUUAUUAUCUACAGGUAAACAAUGGUUCCACGAUAGAAAACUGAUCGGACCAACAUUCCAUUUUAGUAUAUUAAAUCAAUUUGCUGUGAUCGUGUCUGAGAAAGCAGAAAUCUUGAACAAGUGUCUCGAAAGAAAAAUAGAGAAAGAUCCAGGGAAGGCUAUUGAUAUUUUUCCUUUUAUCCUUAAUGCUGUGCUCGAUAUUAUCUGCGAAACGGCAAUGGGUGUGGAUAUACGUGCUCAAGAAGUCGAAACCAAGUAUUCAUUAACAAUACAUAAAGUAUCCGAGUUAAUAAUGAAACGUGUAUUUCAACCGUGGUUUUGGGUUGACUGGUUAUACUAUUUAACGCCUGCAGGAAAGCAAUAUAAAUUAGCUCUUGAUACAAUGCACAGAUUUACGCAAGAGGUGAUAAGAAAGAGAAUGGUUGAACGGCAAUUACAAAACGGCAAUAAAACGGAACUUGAAAAUGAGGACAAUGAAUCUGAUAUAGGUGAACGGAGGAGAAAAGCGUUUCUAGAUUUAUUAUUAGAUCAGAAUGCGAAAGACGACUCCCCUCUAACCGAUGAGGAGUUGAGGGCGCAAGUUGACACGUUUAUGUUUGAGGGACACGACACAACUGCGGUUGCAAUAAAUUGGGCACUCUUUCUUUUGGGCAAUAAUCUCGAGCAUCAAGAAAAAGUUCACGACGAACUCGAAGAGGUUUUCGGAGAUUCAGAGACACCAGCCAGUGUAAAGGAACUAUCGCAAUUAAAGUAUCUCGACAGAGUAAUAAAGGAGACGCUCCGAAUAUUUCCUAGUGUACCUGUCAUCUCGAGGGAACUAGUAGAAGACGUAAAAUUGGAUAAAAAUAUUCUUCCGAAAAAUCACACGGUUGUACUUCCAACGUUACUUAUACAUCGAAAUCCGGAGGUUUGGCCAGAUCCAUUAAAAUUCGAUCCGGAUCGCUUUCUUCCGGAAAACUCAAAGCAUAGAAAUCCAUAUGCCUACGUUCCGUUCAGCGCUGGACCGAGAAACUGUGUGGGGCAGAAAUUCGCUCUACUCGAAGAGAAAACUGUAUUGACUGCUAUUCUCAGAAAGUGGAGGGUGAAAAGUGUGAAAACGCUCGACACAAUCCAGUUCGGUAACGCUCUGAUUUUGCGACCUAGCGAGGAAGUGCUCAUACACUUCACACCCAAGAAAUGAAAGCUCAUAGGCAACGACGCGCGACGCGAAAGGUGACGCGCCGUUGUCUAAAUUGGUACGGCGCGACGGUCUGAAUGAUUUAAAUCUGCCGCACCGCGUGUACAUACACUACAAAAAUCAAAUGGGUUAUUUACAUAGACAUAGGAUCUAUGUAAAUAUAGAUCCUAUGUCUAUGGUUAUUUAUCAAACGUAUAAGGAGAAGUUUUAGCUAAAAUAACACAUUUGAUUUGUGCAGUGUAUGUAUGGAUACGCGUACGUGCGGCGAUUCAGACCGUCGCGCCUGGUCGCGCCGUGCCAAUUCAGACAACGACGACGCGUCACCUUUCCCGCCGCGCGCCGUUGCCGACGAGUUAGGCUGCGUUCAGAUGGACUGAUAUUUUCGCAUAUAAACGCGUAUCGCGUAACCAAUAAAUUUGUUUAAAAGACUCAAUAGAAAACGUAGAACACCUCUGUUUGGUUACGCGGUACGCGUUUAUACGCGAAAAUAUCAGUCCAUCUGAACGCAGCCUUAGACGCGCUGGCGCGGCGUCACCGUAUAUACAUUGGCUCGCAAUCAGACGUUUUAUUUUAUAAUUCGAUAAUUAUAGCAAAUAUCGCAAAAUGGUAUAAGACUUGUUUGUCCCUUUUCAUCUCCUCUAUAUUCUCAAAGCAGUAAAUUCCCUAGUUUGCGAACACCCUGUAUAUGUGUACACAAAUAUAUUAUAUAACGAAGCGGAAUACAUAAAUUAAUAUUAUCCUUAUCAGUAGUUAUCCGUACGUAUUAUCUGUGACGUAACGUAUUUAUAAAUUAAGUAUACUUAAGACGCGGAAGUGAAUAAAAUUAUGAAUAGUAUCUUAUAAAUAGUAUGAGAAACCUUGAGAAACAAGGAUUCUCAUUAUUAUUUUUUGUCUUUGUUUCACGUACGACGUUUUACCCUAUGCAAAACAAAGACAAAUAGAAACAAGAAAUUUUCGUUUCUUAAGAAGGGACUAUUAAUAACUUAGAUCAAAUACUACUGGAAAGAGUAUAGGAUAGAUCUAUAAUCCCUGUACAUUCGAGUUGACGCAGGAAGAUUGAUGGAGAAGGAUGGAGAUACAAUGCGCAGAAGGUUGACAAGGAUGUAGAAUGCGCCUAGUCAACAAUGUAUGUACAUUCUCCGACAAAUGAAAGCGUAGAUACGCGCGAGGACUGCGGGGUGAUAAACAGGAGCAGUCGGUUUGAUUUGAAUAAGAUGAAUACUGGUAUUAUAGCUGCGCGCUACUACAAAACAACAGUGAAGUGAGGAAUAGGAACGGCAAAAUAGGGAUUAUAAACUAUUACCUAUUAAACAGCAUUUAAUAUUAUAAAACAAAGUAAAAUUUAAAUUUAUGUAAGUUAUAAAACGUAAAUAU
Molecule: messenger RNA, 2915 nt
Organism: Solenopsis invicta (red fire ant)
Lineage: Eukaryota; Metazoa; Arthropoda; Insecta; Hymenoptera; Formicidae
Product: cytochrome P450 4C1-like
Exons: 11
Coding region: 6-1544 (512 amino acids)
Molecular function (GO): iron ion binding; heme binding; monooxygenase activity
Source: RefSeq, a predicted model, not a curated record